Messenger RNA from Coturnix japonica (Japanese quail), 2352 nucleotides. RefSeq names its product riboflavin kinase (gene RFK). Gene Ontology annotation, cellular component: mitochondrion. Gene Ontology annotation, biological process: FMN biosynthetic process; riboflavin biosynthetic process. Gene Ontology annotation, molecular function: riboflavin kinase activity. The record is from RefSeq and is a predicted model, not a curated record. Lineage: Eukaryota; Metazoa; Chordata; Aves; Galliformes; Phasianidae.
CGCAGCGCGGCGCUCCGGUCCUGACGGGACUGCCAGCGCCAGGUUCUGGGCGAGCCCAUCCGUGGGGGGAGGCCGGCGCAUGGCAGAGCGUCCUCGGGCUGGAAAGCUGAACCGCGCCGCCUGCUCUCCCCUCCGCGUGGUAGUGCCCAUGACUAGGGGGAGCCAAGGGCCUGGGGCCGUCGUCGGUGUCGGUUGUCUGGAAUCCGGCCGGUGUUGGAGAUGCGGGGCCGGUGUGCGGCCGCCAUGAGGCACCUGCCGUAUUUCUGCCGUGGGGAGGUGGUGAAAGGCUUCGGCAGGGGCUCCAGCCAGCUGGGCGUGCCCACCGCUAACUUUUCUGAGCAAGUAGUCGAAAGCUUUCCAUCCGAUAUCCCUACUGGUAUAUACUAUGGAUGGGCCUCUGUUGGAAAUGGAGAUGUGCAUAAAAUGGUUUUGAGCAUAGGAUGGAAUCCUUUCUAUAAGAAUAUUAAGAAAUCAGUGGAAACACACAUUAUCAACACAUUCAAGGAAGACUUCUAUGGAGAAAUUCUUAGUAUAGCAAUUGUUGGAUACAUUCGAUCAGAAAAGAACUUUAAUUCUUUAGAGACACUCAUUUCAGCAAUUCAGGAGGACAUUGAAGAGGCCAAAAGACAGCUAGAUCUACCAGAGCACCUUAAACUCAAAGACAACUUCUUUCAUCUACCAGAAGGGAAAAUAGUAAACAUCUGAGCAAAACCAGUGUUUUGUUUCCUUGUUAUGGACCUCUUCUUGCCCUAGUUACAUGUCAUAUAUCAUUUGAUGCAGCACAGACUUGUGUAGUAGAUCUGUCUGGAACUGAGUUAAUUCUCUUCACAGCAACUAUUCUGGUGCUGUGUUUUAGAUUUGUGACCUAAUGUCCUAAUGUUUUGUCUGUUCCCCAACAGUGUUUGCACCGUGUCAAGGUCUUUUCUAUUUCUUACUCUGACUUGGGUGCAUCCACUGGGACUGUGAUAGAGGUCAGGAGGGGACACAGCCAUGCAGGUGAUAUGAACUAAUGAAAGAGGUGUUCUGUAUCGCAUAGUGUCAUGCUCUGCAAUAAAAUGGAAGGAGAGUGUGGUUAGCCAUCUUUUCUUGGGUGAGAGCUGGGCAUUGGUCUACCCGUGCAAGAUAAUGAGCAAUAAACAUUUUUCUCUUAUUCCACUUCUUUGUUAAAUUAUUUUGACCCACAAGUUUUCCUACUUUUCCUUUUUACUUUCCCUCUGGGAGCAAGUGGGACUGAGACAGCAGUGCUUAAAUGCCUACCCGGGUUAACCCUCAUCGGCCUGGUUGUGUGACUGUAAUUGGAACUGAACACUGAAGUCUCACAUUGUGAUUUUCUUGUGUUCACUGAUGAUAAAGCAAGUCAUGCAAAAGAAGAAAAGAGUGGUUUCUAAAUAAGAACUUACUGCACUAAACUAUGUUUUGGCCUGUAUUGGUAAGGUUGUUUACAGAUUUAACUCUCUGAAGACACUGACAAUUUUGUCGCUUGUCAUUUAGAUAUUUUCAGCACGCUUUAAUCUUAUACAGAAAACAUUAAAAAAUAAUAUUUGCUGUAUGAAGGAAAAAAAAGAAAAAAAAAGAAAAAAAACAGUUUAUAAUAGACUUUACUGGAUUGCAUGUUGGAAAUGUAUGACAAUUAUCUUGAAAGUAGUGGCUUGCUCUUUUCCUCUUUAAACUAGAGAGAUGAUGGGGAUAUUUUCACCUCUUUUUUUUUUUGUUCUUUUUUCCCAGUGGGAUACAUUCUUGAGUUCGUAACUGCCAAGUUCUUAUUUUGUAUUUUAUUCUUCUGGAGGAACUACAGAAGCCUUGCCUGUCAGUGAAGUAUGUUGUAAAGAAAUAGUUUGAAGGAUAAAUCUUCUUUCAUUCUUGUAUUAUGUCUAAGCUCUUUUAUUAUUAUUUUUUUUCCCCCAUGGAUUUCCUGUGUCAGUUGUGAAAACUGUGGUGCCUUAAGCUGGUUGUCCCAGUAAAGCUGUUCUGUAGCUGCUAGUGAAUGUUACUGUACAAAAAUCUGUUCAUCACUGUUUUCAGGACAGCUGUGCUUGAUGAUAGAAAACAGUAGCAAAAGGAAAGUUUGAAAAACUUAUUUUGCUCCCAGCUUUAACCUAAAAUAUGAAGAAUGUCGACAGUAAAACAAUAAACUUUUCCUUGUGUUUGUCUUCAUGUUAGAGGAAAUGUAAUUGCAUUCAUUUGGUUGAGCGUUCCUGUUUGUGCAUUAUUUAAAAUUAGGUAUUUUAUAUAAUUUUUAAAGUUCAAUACAUGAUCCCUAGUACAGUAUAAAUUCUAUUUUUGUAUUAUGUGCAAAUAACUUUAAUAAGUUGUUGUACUGUACUGUUAAUAAAAGAAUGUAAUUAAAAAGUC